UUAGGUUUCUCUUUGAUUCCCAUUUAUAGUCUUAACCGUUUCCGUAUACUUCGCUUUUAUUUCGAUUGUAGUUUUUUAUUUAUUUAAAAAAUUGUACUCUGUUUCAGCUAAAUCUAUAGAUAAGUGAAGUAAAUUCGUAAAUCGAUUUUAGAACUAUUUCCUCAAAAAUGAAGAAGACCUACUACUUUGACGCCAUCCUGGUGACCUCCACUCUGCCGGGUCCCGAAUUCAUAAGUGAUAGCCUUAGAGCGGAUGGAGGUCGUAUGUAUAGCAUCCGGCUCUUCGAUGACUUUGAGGAUCUUCCAGCCGAUCGACUCUUUGUGGAGCAUUUCCCUGAGGGACCCGCCAUGGCUAAAUUUACGACAAGUCCCUGCGAGCUGAUCGGAUCACUUACCACCAGGGGCGUCUGUGUGGGCCUCUCGGAGAAUGAGGAGCAGGUUGCCGCUGGAAAUUUUAUGCUGGGUCCCACAAUUCUGCGUCAGCUGACGGAUCCUGCCUUCUCGGUGACCCAGAGCGUUAUGGUGGAGCUGUUCAAGGGCAAGAAUUCGAUAUGUGUUGUUGAGCUCAUCGUGAAAAUCAGCUCCUCCGAUCCGGAUAUCAACCAAGUCCUGGUUCCGUUUGGCACGUAUGACGUAUGUCGACCCUCUGAGCGAGACAUAAGUAAGAGAGACAUCAUCUUUACUCUGGGUCGCUCGGGCAAAUGUGGCACCAGCACUUGCAUCACGGAUGAGCGUCUGAUGUCGCAUGCCGGAGCACCCAGUCCAUGUCCCCAUGAGGCCACUGAGGAUGCAGAGGCCAAGGGCGGAGCUGCCGCUGGAUGUGGAUGUUAUAGGCCCGGCAUGGAGGCACCCAACGCAAACGAGGAGGCAAAGAAAAAGGAGCGAGUUGCUCUGAAGAAGCUAAUCGAAGAGCUGGGUCUGGACCAGGUCAAGGUGCCCAAGCCGCCGCGAACAUUUGAAAAGUCACGUCGUUGGCAUAGCUCCAAGACAUCCACCCCGGAAAGCACUUCCUCGUGCGAUCCCUAUGACUUCCUGCCGGAGCGUCCACCCAAAAAGAGGAAGGCUCUCUCCUUGACCGCAUCAAUGGAAAAGCAGGCACGUCACCGCAUCCUGGGACCGUGUCCCAUCGCAGAGCCGCAGCUCAAGAAUGAACCCUAUAAGCCGCGACACCUUUGCCAGCUCUGCAAAUCGGACAUCAGUUGGCUGCCCAAGAUUGCCGCCUGUCCAUAUUGUGGCUACAAGACCUUCGAAGACAUCCCGCCUAGUGAGGGACCCUACGAUUUGACAACCACGGCGCAGCAACUCUUACAGGAUUGUCUUCGGAAGGAGGUUUGCGAAAAAGGCUCAUCCAUCAGUCAGAAUAGAGAAAUAGGAGACGCACUUGAUGAUGAUCCCAAUAUGCCGAAGCGAUGCCUCUGUGUUUCCGGCCAGCCCUGUACCCGUUGUCGCAUCCGCAAGCUCUGCGAGAACUUUGCUAAGGACAACGAUUCUAAAAAGUCUUCGCUGCCCCAGGCCCAUGCUCAUGGCCCACGUAAGUCCAAGGACCAGUCCCACCCGGCUAAGGAACAUGACCCAAAGCGGGCCAACUCCACUACCUCGCACGAACGAUCUCAGCUGGUGUCCAUCUUCACGGAGAUGCGGAACAUGUAUGGCCGGGAGAAGGACUCCGCCGCGGCAGACGCCCAGGCGGAGAAGCUACGCAAGGAGUGCGAUGCCAUCUGCCGCGGCACCAAGUCUUCCAAGGCUCGCAGGGCGUUGCAGAAGAAGCUCAAGGCGAUUGACAAGGCAUAUCCCUCACCGCCCAAGAAACGUGUCAAGAAGCGCGUUGAACGACCCAAGUCCAAGUGCUACACCUUCUUUAAGGUGCACAAGCGGCCAACGGAUCCCCGGAUCGGGCAUACGGCCUGCAUUUCGGAUGGUGCCUGCUCCGGCUACUGCAAGGUGCCCUGCCACAUGGGCUGGAUGUGGACCAAGAGCGAGAUGGCGCGCUACAAAUCCUGGCGUCCGGGAGCCAUUUCCAAGCCCAUUCGCCAGAUGAUGGCCUAUUUCCUGCGCGACUUUCCGGCGGAUAACAUUUGCCUUUCGCGCUAUCACUACUUGCGCCGCAAGGGUCGCAAGGAGAUGCCGGAGGAGGAGCCACUGGUGCAGCAUCCUACGCUGCAGAUCAGUCGCAAGGGUGACGAGUAUGUCAUCACUCUGCGUCCUCUAAAGGAUCCCAAGUCUCUGGCGGUCAGUGCUAAUCCUUAUGCGGACAUGAAGCCGGUGGUCUUCCGGAUUACCAAGGAUCCCAUGGCUGUGGCAAUCCGUGAGUUGAGGGAGUACCUGCGGGACAAGGGCUUUGCUCCCUGCACCUGUGAUCGCCCCUUGACCAACUGCUUCUGCCGGACCCACAUCGACAAGAAGCGCAUUCAGUACGAGGUGGAUUACAUCUCACGCCGCCGGGGCUGGUCCAUCACAUCGGAAACUUUUACGUAUUCUGCGGACGAUGAUGAUGACAGCGAUCGGGAGUACGAGUUUGGAGUAACUCCACCGGCCGGAGUCAUUAAGCCGGAUCGUCAACCGAGACCGGACAGGACCAAUGCGGAGACGCAGUACAUGGAGAACGAUUGGGCGGCGCCUUCAAUGUUUCCGCAUCCGGCCAACAUGUUCGCCCAGUACGGAGCCUGUGUGAUGGGUGAGCGCAAGAAGCAGUUCAGUUGGCUCUAUGGCAAGGGCAACAUCCAUGCGGAGCCCAAGAAGCCCAUCCUGAAGAAUCCGUCCAAGAAGAAACCCAAAAAAAGCUGCCCUUCCGCAGCGCUGGCGGCUAUGACGAUCCACGUCGCUUCGAUCCUCCGCCCCUGAACAGGCCGUGGACUUACAAUGUCCCAGGACGAUAGCGUUAGAAAUAAGUGUUUUAAUUUUAAUUAAAGGACAAUCUAAUAAAAUCUGUAUUUGUGAUCGGA
Molecule: messenger RNA, 2941 nt
Organism: Drosophila serrata
Lineage: Eukaryota; Metazoa; Arthropoda; Insecta; Diptera; Drosophilidae
Source: RefSeq, a predicted model, not a curated record